AUGAGCAAUGCUAAAGCUAUUGGCACACCAAUGAGUCCUUCAACAAGUCUCGACAAAGAUGAACAGGGAAUUCCUAUUGAUGAAACUAAGUAUCGUGGAAUGAUUGGCUCACUUCUUUAUCUAACUGCUAGUCGACCUGAUAUUAUGUUUAGUGUCUGUAAAUGUGACAGGUUUCAGUCAGCUCCUAAGGAAUCACAUUUGACUACAGUAAAAAGAAUUAUUCGAUAUCUCAUUGGAACUGUCUCUCACGGAUUAUGGUAUCCACGAUCUAACAAUUUUAAAUUAGAAGGUUUUUCAGAUGCUGAUCUUGCAGGUGAUAUAGAAGACAGAAAAAGCACCAGUGGAAUAUGCAUAUUAUUUGGAAAGGCACUAAUAUCUUGGAACAGUAAAAAGCAAGGAUCAGUAGCAUUAUCCACGACUGCAGCUGAGUAUAUCGCCAUUGGACAAUGUUGUGCACAAUUACUAUGGAUGCCUCAUCAACUGGGUGACUAUGAAUUAUAA
Molecule: messenger RNA, 501 nt
Organism: Nicotiana attenuata
Lineage: Eukaryota; Viridiplantae; Streptophyta; Magnoliopsida; Solanales; Solanaceae
Exons: 1
Coding region: 1-501 (166 amino acids)
Source: RefSeq, a predicted model, not a curated record